This is a messenger RNA of Schistosoma intercalatum, 4764 nucleotides long. The record is from the annotation of a GenBank genome assembly. NCBI's taxonomy places the organism in Eukaryota, Metazoa, Platyhelminthes, Trematoda, Strigeidida, Schistosomatidae.
AUGCAUACUACUACUACUACUACUACUACUACUACUACUACUACUACUACUACUACUACUACUACUACUACUACUACUACUACUACUACUACUACUACUACUACUACUACUACUACUACUACUACUACUACUACUACUACUACUACUACUACUACUACUACUACUACUACUACUACUACUACUACUACUACUACUACUACUACUACUACUACUACUACUACUACUACUACUACUACUACUACUACUACUACUACUACUACUACUACUACUACUACUACUACUACUACUACUACUACUACUACUACUACUACUACUACUACUACUACUACUACUACUACUACUACUACUACUACUACUACUACUACUACUACUACUACUACUACUACUACUACUACUACUACUACUACUACUACUACUACUACUACUACUACUACUACUACUACUACUACUACUACUACUACUACUACUACUACUACUACUACUACUACUACUACUACUACUACUACUACUACUACUACUACUACUACUACUACUACUACUACUACUACUACUACUACUACUACUACUACUACUACUACUACUACUACUACUACUACUACUACUACUACUACUACUACUACUACUACUACUACUACUACUACUACUACUACUACUACUACUACUACUACUACUACUACUACUACUACUACUACUACUACUACUACUACUACUACUACUACUACUACUACUACUACUACUACUACUACUACUACUACUACUACUACUACUACUACUACUACUACUACUACUACUACUACUACUACUACUACUACUACUACUACUACUACUACUACUACUACUACUACUACUACUACUACUACUACUACUACUACUACUACUACUACUACUACUACUACUACUACUACUACUACUACUACUACUACUACUACUACUACUACUACUACUACUACUACUACUACUACUACUACUACUACUACUACUACUACUACUACUACUACUACUACUACUACUACUACUACUACUACUACUACUACUACUACUACUACUACUACUACUACUACUACUACUACUACUACUACUACUACUACUACUACUACUACUACUACUACUACUACUACUACUACUACUACUACUACUACUACUACUACUACUACUACUACUACUACUACUACUACUACUACUACUACUACUACUACUACUACUACUACUACUACUACUACUACUACUACUACUACUACUACUACUACUACUACUACUACUACUACUACUACUACUACUACUACUACUACUACUACUACUACUACUACUACUACUACUACUACUACUACUACUACUACUACUACUACUACUACUACUACUACUACUACUACUACUACUACUACUACUACUACUACUACUACUACUACUACUACUACUACUACUACUACUACUACUACUACUACUACUACUACUACUACUACUACUACUACUACUACUACUACUACUACUACUACUACUACUACUACUACUACUACUACUACUACUACUACUACUACUACUACUACUACUACUACUACUACUACUACUACUACUACUACUACUACUACUACUACUACUACUACUACUACUACUACUACUACUACUACUACUACUACUACUACUACUACUACUACUACUACUACUACUACUACUACUACUACUACUACUACUACUACUACUACUACUACUACUACUACUACUACUACUACUACUACUACUACUACUACUACUACUACUACUACUACUACUACUACUACUACUACUACUACUACUACUACUACUACUACUACUACUACUACUACUACUACUACUACUACUACUACUACUACUACUACUACUACUACUACUACUACUACUACUACUACUACUACUACUACUACUACUACUACUACUACUACUACUACUACUACUACUACUACUACUACUACUACUACUACUACUACUACUACUACUACUACUACUACUACUACUACUACUACUACUACUACUACUACUACUACUACUACUACUACUACUACUACUACUACUACUACUACUACUACUACUACUACUACUACUACUACUACUACUACUACUACUACUACUACUACUACUACUACUACUACUACUACUACUACUACUACUACUACUACUACUACUACUACUACUACUACUACUACUACUACUACUACUACUACUACUACUACUACUACUACUACUACUACUACUACUACUACUACUACUACUACUACUACUACUACUACUACUACUACUACUACUACUACUACUACUACUACUACUACUACUACUACUACUACUACUACUACUACUACUACUACUACUACUACUACUACUACUACUACUACUACUACUACUACUACUACUACUACUACUACUACUACUACUACUACUACUACUACUACUACUACUACUACUACUACUACUACUACUACUACUACUACUACUACUACUACUACUACUACUACUACUACUACUACUACUACUACUACUACUACUACUACUACUACUACUACUACUACUACUACUACUACUACUACUACUACUACUACUACUACUACUACUACUACUACUACUACUACUACUACUACUACUACUACUACUACUACUACUACUACUACUACUACUACUACUACUACUACUACUACUACUACUACUACUACUACUACUACUACUACUACUACUACUACUACUACUACUACUACUACUACUACUACUACUACUACUACUACUACUACUACUACUACUACUACUACUACUACUACUACUACUACUACUACUACUACUACUACUACUACUACUACUACUACUACUACUACUACUACUACUACUACUACUACUACUACUACUACUACUACUACUACUACUACUACUACUACUACUACUACUACUACUACUACUACUACUACUACUACUACUACUACUACUACUACUACUACUACUACUACUACUACUACUACUACUACUACUACUACUACUACUACUACUACUACUACUACUACUACUACUACUACUACUACUACUACUACUACUACUACUACUACUACUACUACUACUACUACUACUACUACUACUACUACUACUACUACUACUACUACUACUACUACUACUACUACUACUACUACUACUACUACUACUACUACUACUACUACUACUACUACUACUACUACUACUACUACUACUACUACUACUACUACUACUACUACUACUACUACUACUACUACUACUACUACUACUACUACUACUACUACUACUACUACUACUACUACUACUACUACUACUACUACUACUACUACUACUACUACUACUACUACUACUACUACUACUACUACUACUACUACUACUACUACUACUACUACUACUACUACUACUACUACUACUACUACUACUACUACUACUACUACUACUACUACUACUACUACUACUACUACUACUACUACUACUACUACUACUACUACUACUACUACUACUACUACUACUACUACUACUACUACUACUACUACUACUACUACUACUACUACUACUACUACUACUACUACUACUACUACUACUACUACUACUACUACUACUACUACUACUACUACUACUACUACUACUACUACUACUACUACUACUACUACUACUACUACUACUACUACUACUACUACUACUACUACUACUACUACUACUACUACUACUACUACUACUACUACUACUACUACUACUACUACUACUACUACUACUACUACUACUACUACUACUACUACUACUACUACUACUACUACUACUACUACUACUACUACUACUACUACUACUACUACUACUACUACUACUACUACUACUACUACUACUACUACUACUACUACUACUACUACUACUACUACUACUACUACUACUACUACUACUACUACUACUACUACUACUACUACUACUACUACUACUACUACUACUACUACUACUACUACUACUACUACUACUACUACUACUACUACUACUACUACUACUACUACUACUACUACUACUACUACUACUACUACUACUACUACUACUACUACUACUACUACUACUACUACUACUACUACUACUACUACUACUACUACUACUACUACUACUACUACUACUACUACUACUACUACUACUACUACUACUACUACUACUACUACUACUACUACUACUACUACUACUACUACUACUACUACUACUACUACUACUACUACUACUACUACUACUACUACUACUACUACUACUACUACUACUACUACUACUACUACUACUACUACUACUACUACUACUACUACUACUACUACUACUACUACUACUACUACUACUACUACUACUACUACUACUACUACUACUACUACUACUACUACUACUACUACUACUACUACUACUACUACUACUACUACUACUACUACUACUACUACUACUACUACUACUACUACUACUACUACUACUACUACUACUACUACUACUACUACUACUACUACUACUACUACUACUACUACUACUACUACUACUACUACUACUACUACUACUACUACUACUACUACUACUACUACUACUACUACUACUACUACUACUACUACUACUACUACUACUACUACUACUACUACUACUACUACUACUACUACUACUACUACUACUACUACUACUACUACUACUACUACUAAUACUACUACUACUACUACUACUACUACUACUACUACUACUACUACUACUACUACUACUACUACUACUAGUAGUAAUACUGUUAUUCUGGGGUUUAAUUAA